Molecule: messenger RNA, 2976 nt
Organism: Helicoverpa armigera (cotton bollworm)
Lineage: Eukaryota; Metazoa; Arthropoda; Insecta; Lepidoptera; Noctuidae
Product: angiotensin-converting enzyme
Exons: 12
Coding region: 43-2217 (724 amino acids)
Biological process (GO): proteolysis
Cellular component (GO): plasma membrane
Molecular function (GO): metallopeptidase activity; peptidyl-dipeptidase activity
Source: RefSeq, a predicted model, not a curated record
GACUGCGAGUGGCAUACAUCGAGCUGAUUGUGCGCAUCAAAAAUGCGGCUCCUAACUCUUCUCUUCAUCUGCUUCUACGCACUCCUGUCUCCCCUACAAUGCGGUACUUCCUCCAGCGCUGAUGACAGAAGAUGGCUGGUCUCUCUAGUGGACCUGGUGGAGUUAGACUAUGUAGACCAUUGUGAACAAAGAGCUAAUGCUGCGUGGAAUGAACUCACUGGAAAUAGUAAAGGAUUGGCGUCUAAGCUGGAGCGCGACAAGACGUACGGCAUGUUCGUUGUCCAACAAACGACUGACAUCAAAAGCGCUCUCACGGCGCAUGCGCUCUCGGCCGAUGACAACGUGCUCAGGCGCAAGGUGAAGUUGCUGUUACAGCCUGGAGAUACACUACUUGAUACUGAGCAGUGGAUAAGGCUGGUCACGUUCGGCGAUAACGCUCAGAACAGAAUUAGAUUUGCAACUAACUACGAUUGUGGGGCCGCCACCAAUUGUUCGCUAAAAGAAUUCCACUACAACUUCGCUCGGCAGCAGGACGAAGAAACACUGCUUCGCAUGAAAAAGUCCUGGGAGCAUAACUUGCCAGACCUCAACGAUUACUUAGAGCACAUCCUUCCUUUGUUGAGAAAUGCAUCAAAACAGAACAAUUACAACUCAGUAGAAGAAUACUGGGAUGCGCUCGGCGAGUACGAAGGUGCCAUUUUAAAGGCGCGGGAAUUGUGGGAAAAUGUGAAACCUCUUUACUCGAAACUCCACAAAUACAUUGCACUUAGGCUCAAGGGCUCUGACGCCGUCGGCAAGCCCCUGCCAGUACAUUUACUAAGAUCGCUGACCGGAGAUGAUUGGUCCAAUCUAAUAGAAAGUUUACUGCCGAAACACGCUGGAAUUUACCAAAAAGUCCACGCAAAUCUUCAGUUGAAGAACUUAGGCGGUGUAGAAGCUUUCAAACAAGCUGCAAAACUCAUCAAAGCUCUAAACUUAGGAGACGCCAACCCAGAUAUUUGGACUGAAUCUGUGUUCAAUAGUACUUGCCCGCCAACCUUAGUGAAUUGGUGUAAACCUAACAAAGUUAGAGCGAUAACUUGUAAAGACGUCAGCAUAGCAAACUUUAUUGAAGCUCACGAAGCAGUCAUGAAGAUUGUCUACAAGCAAACCAUUAAUUUACAUAGCAACAACACUUAUAUUCUAAGAGAGGCUUCCCGCUACUCUGCUGUGUUUGAAGCUAUUCCUGGGUUUGUGUCGCUACUUUCCGUGAACCCACAUGCGCUCAGUAAGGCUGGAUUGUUCCCGUUGGAAACUUUCAACUACAAUCCCAAUUAUCAUCGUCUGGUCUUGCAGUUGAUUAUGGCUCUGAGAGAUCUACCAAAAUUAAACUUCUAUCUGGCAGCCGAUGAAUGGAGGAUAAAAGUUUUAACAGGAGCGAUUCCUUACUCGAAAAUUCCAAGCAGCUGGAGUGAUUUUCGUAAAAACUUCUCCAACAUUGAAACGGGUGACAGUGAUUUCCUUGGGGACCCAUACAUGAUGUUUAAUAAACCUUAUAUUGGAAAAUUCAUGGGCUUAGUACUAAAGUACCAGAUCUAUCAGUCUUUUGCUGAAGAACUUGUAUCGGAUGAUUCGGAUUUAGUAAACCAUAUAGCUGAAAACAACGAUCGUUUAAUAGAUGCAAUGAUCCAAGGCUACGGAACUGUCUGGCCUGAAAUGGUCAGCGAUCUACUAGCCAAGCGGGAAUACGGCCUAGAAUACACGGGACUGACAGACUACUACAAAUUCCUGGACGAAUACCUAGAUAACCAACUGGAGCCAUCAACAGAUAGUGGUUCCGUUAUUAAUUCCGAUGAUUACGUAGAUGCCGUUGAGCCCGUGCCCGAAGAAAAUGAAAUCCCAUCAUCCGCCGAGAACCAAGAAACACCCAAAGAAGUAGAUACGGCUAUUGAAACUCACGAAGACAUUAUAAAUAACAUAAUCAAUACAGGUGAAGAAUCGAAUUCUAAGUUUAGUGUAGAAACGUCUACUGUAGGUGUUUUGGAAAUAAAGAAUCCUGUCGCAGCUGGGGACCAAAAGGAGGUUACUACGAAAGAGGCGUCGUAUAACACGUACUGGUGGAUAGGCAUAGCUGUGGCCCUGGCAGUCGUUGUGAUAUUAAUAGCAAUAAUAGCGAGGAAACGCCACAAUCAUAGGAAACAGCUGGAGAGGCAGCGAAGAGACAACUCGCAUGCCUGAUUUGAGGAAUAUCGGUUCUAGAAGUGGAACCGAUACUUAUUGACACUGAGACUAAAGUUAGUGAAAUUGUGCCAAUAAUUCAGUGGAGUUCAAAAGACGUAUUUCUGUUCAGUGUACCGAUUUGUGUUAUCUGCUUUAUGUUCGAGAUGUUUAGUUGUAUUUAGCUGUGUUCGUUUAUUAUUUCUGUAUUAUUUAUUACUUUCAUCACACACCAAUGCAUUUAAUGAUGUAAUUGUAUACAAUGUAUACUCAGAAUGUUUUAAUUUGAAUUUUCUAAUAAUAAUGCUAGAUUAUAAAGAUGGAAAUAUUUUUGUACAUAUCACAAUUUGCGAAAUAGAAUAAAGAUUGUUACCAAGAGUGUCUAUAAUAGUUGUAUAUUCUAGUUAGAUGUAAUUUUGCUGUGCCUUAAGCGUCUCAAUUUCUAAUAAGUAAGAUGCAUAAAAUAUGUUAGGAAUUAUCAAAUUUGUAAAAAAAUAAUUGUAAUUUUGUAAAAUCUCUAUUUACCUACUGUCAUCUGCAAAAACUUUCCGACCAAAACUUAAUUAGUUAGGUUCAGUGCUGCGUUUAUGAAUGUUAUAUUUGAGUUAUUUACAUCAAUUGAAUAAUCUAUCUCUAUACCUGUCAUAACCAAAUAUAUAUUUAUGUUUAUAAUUUAAUGUUGCUAAUGAAUACGUUACUAAAGCUUUACUGAGGUAAAGCCGGGAUUAGUACUUGUGUCAACAUUGAAAGCAGAAAAUAAUAAAUGUUUUAAACAUAAAA